Hydatigera taeniaeformis is the source of this 366-nucleotide messenger RNA. NCBI's taxonomy places the organism in Eukaryota, Metazoa, Platyhelminthes, Cestoda, Cyclophyllidea, Taeniidae. The record is from the annotation of a GenBank genome assembly.
AUGGCUGCUCGCAAUGACGGUAUACAGUUGCUUCUACAAGCUGAAAAGAAAGCGGCGGACAAGGUUUCUGAGGCCAAGAGACGAAAAGUAAAAAGACUUCAGGAGGCUAAGGCAGAAGCUGCGACGGAAAUCGGAAUUGAGAAGAAGGAGCGUGAGAGGCGGUACAAAUUGCGUGAGGACGAGGUUUUUGGUCGACACAGUAAUACAGAGGCUGAAAUUGCCGCCGUUACACAGAAGACUCUUGAUAUGCAGGCUGAGUCGGUAGAGAGAAAUAGAGGCGCUGCCAUCCAAUCGCUUCUAGACCAAGUCCUUGUCGUCGAUCCCCAAGUUCACAUUAACUAUCGCCCUCAGCAGAAGACUCAAUGA